This is a messenger RNA of Camellia sinensis, 1056 nucleotides long. RefSeq lists its product as uncharacterized. NCBI's taxonomy places the organism in Eukaryota, Viridiplantae, Streptophyta, Magnoliopsida, Ericales, Theaceae. Gene Ontology annotation, molecular function: protein dimerization activity. The record is from RefSeq and is a predicted model, not a curated record.
AUGACACAAACAUUGUUGAUGCCUUCAUUUUUGAAUACUGUUGUGUUUGCCCUUAAGGUCUCGGGUCCUCUCGUCAAAAUGCUUAGAUUGGUUGAUACCGAGAAGAAACCUCCCAUGGGAUACAUUUAUGAGGCAAUGGAUAGGGUAAAAGAAUGCAUUGCAAGUUCAUUUGAUCAUAAAGAAGAGAAGUAUAAUGAAAUCUUCGAAAUCAUCAAUAAAAGAUGGGAUGUCCAAUUGCAUCAGCCUUUACAUACAACUACGCACUUUCUUAACCCAAAAUCCUUUCACCCAAAAGCUUUAGAGGUGCAAAAGGAUCAUGAAGUGAUGAAUGGAUUUUAUGAAUGCAUGCAAGGGUUGGUCCCGGAUGUCACUGUUCAAGAUUUGAUCACUAAUGAGAUGAAUAUUUAUACGAAGGCUGAGAGUCUUUUUGGCAAGCCUAUUGUGAUUAGGCAAAGAAAUACAAGGGCACCAGUGAUUAUUGCAACUGAUUGGUGGGCAUCAUAUAAUUCUAAAACCCCAAACUUGCAAACUUUUGCCAUAAAAGUCCUUAGUCUAACAUGUAGUUUAUCGGGUUGUGAACGAAAUUGGAGUCUUCAUAGCAAGAAAAGAAAUAGAUUGGAACAACAACUUCUCAAUGAUUUAGUGUUUGUCAAAUAUAAUAGAACAUUGAGAUUUAGGUAUGACAUGCGCAACACUCUUGAUACCAUAUCUUUACAAAAUAUUGAUGCAAGCAAUGAGUGGUUGCUUGGGAGGAUGGAUGGAAAAUCAGAUGAAGAUAAUGAGCCAGUGUUUCAUGAUGAUAAUGGCUUGACGUGGGCCACUGUUGCUAGAGCUUCUGGGGUAGAAGAAAGUAGCCAUGCAAGUAGAGCAACAAGUUCACGCUCAAAGGCACAACCGAUGAUAUCUAAAUCAUCAAGAUUAACUCUACUUCAAUUAAUAGAUGAAGAGGAAGCGGGCUCAGAUGACACAAAGGAGGAAGACGUUGACGGAUAUAAAUCAACUAAUGGAGAAGAAGAUGAUACUAUGCUUGCCAUUGAUGUUGAGAAUGAUGAUUGA